Populus trichocarpa (black cottonwood) is the source of this 1698-nucleotide messenger RNA. RefSeq names its product zinc-finger homeodomain protein 11. Gene Ontology annotation, biological process: regulation of DNA-templated transcription; regulation of developmental process. The coding region runs from base 429 to 1427 and encodes 332 amino acids. The record is from RefSeq and is a predicted model, not a curated record. Lineage: Eukaryota; Viridiplantae; Streptophyta; Magnoliopsida; Malpighiales; Salicaceae. Gene Ontology annotation, cellular component: nucleus. Gene Ontology annotation, molecular function: transcription cis-regulatory region binding; DNA-binding transcription factor activity. The transcript has a single exon.
UUAAUGCAUAAUAUUUAGGCAGAGAUUUCCAUUGAAUGUGCUCUUUAGUCGUUGCUUGCAACUCGUUGGUCAAUACAGUAGAAAACCAAUUUUAUUGAUUGCCCACAACCAACCCAGCUAAAAAUUGAAAUCGCACACUAACCUAACGACAAAGUACUAAAUCAUAUUAUUGAACUUUUGAGUUUAUAUUAUACAAGUAACACUACUAGCUAGGGUUUUUGUUGGGACUUGGAGCAGUGCCCUUGGCCUUUGCCUUGCACAGUUGUAUCCCUCUAAUCUAUAUCUACCAUCUUAUCUCCACCUCCCAAACCCCAUUUCCCAUUACCUCGUGAGACAUUUUGGCUUUCUAAACAGAUAAAUAUCAUCAUCACUGUAUUCCCAUCAACUUCUUCAUCCUUCGUGUGUAAAAAUUGCUCUCAAUUCUCUACAUGACUAAAAAAGCCAUGGACUCAACCACAAGCCCCCACCACAUCACCAAAUCCCCUGACUCGGACACAGAUACUGAAACCCCACUCCAAACCCAUCUCACCAAGGCCUUAUCCCUUACAAAUGGCUCACACAAGACCCACCAAAAUCGCCAUCUUCCACCACCACCACAACAGCAAAAUAUGGUGGUGUCUUACAAAGAAUGCCACAAAAACCAUGCUGCAGGUAUUGGUGGACUAGCCUUGGAUGGCUGUGGGGAGUUUAUGCCCAAGUCAACUGCCACCCCUCAAGACCCUACCUCGUUCAAAUGUGCUGCCUGUGGCUGCCACCGCAACUUCCACCGCCGUGAACCAUCUGGCCCCACCACCAUCACUCACAUGCUACCACCACCAGCACUUAACUGGACCACGAGCUCAAGCCAAAGCCCAGGGUCAACAAGUUCAGGCCCAAGUCCUAGCCCAACAUCACCGGCAUCACCAAGCCCGCAGUCUUUCUACCCUUCUGCUCCUCACAUGCUGUUGUCCUUGAGCUCUGGUCAUUCUGGUCAUCUCGAUGAAACCCAGCUCCAGAAACAGAGUUACAGUCUCGCAAUGACAAGCCCACAUGGGAAAAAGAGAGCAAGAACCAAGUUUAGUCAAGAACAGAGAGAGAAGAUGUAUCUUUUUGCUGAGAAGUUGGGGUGGAGGUUGCUGAGAGGCAAUAAUGAUAGAGGUGUUGAAGAGUUUUGCAGUGAAAUCGGGGUUACUAGAAAUGUUUUCAAAGUUUGGAUGCAUAACAAUAGGUCCAGGAAAGAAAAGUUGAAUAAUAGUUACGGUAUUAAUAGCAGCGACAAGUGUGGUUUUAAUGCUAAUGAGGAAGCUGGUAGAGUUGGUGCUGACAACAAAGGUUGCAGCUUCAACAACAAUGGGAGCAACUAUGAUAGCUUUGAUAGGUACCAGAUUGAGAGUAAAGUCCGUGUACAUGGUUCUAUGGCUCCCCAUGGAUCUUCUCCAUCGUAUUGAUUUAGAUAAAGAAGAAAAAACAGACGACAGACAGACGACUAGUGGGCAUGAAAGUUCUUUGCUUCUUCUUCUUCUUCUUCUUUUGUUUUCUAGUUUCUUUAGCUAUGUUGAUGACCGUUCAGUGAUUGCUAAUCACUAAUUAAAGGUCGUCAUGGAGAGAAAUAGAGUGGAGAAUGCAUGACAGUUAAAAGGGCAGUAACUUUUCUUACAUAACUAUUAUGUUCUCUGUUAACCUGUCUUUAGUAUAUUUUAUUGAUAUCAAUCAUUAACA